CAGUUAUAAUGAGUAUGACGAACGCAAGACUGGAAUUUCUCCAUUCUUAAAACCAAACCAAAAGAAGCUUUCCCUAAAUUUUUGUCCCAACUCUCCGAAUUAGCAUCACACCCACCUCUCCUCUCCUAAUCCCUUUCAUUAACCCUGGCCUUUUUCUUGGGUUCUCAGCAAUCAGCAUGGACUUAAGCGUUGUGCCCUACAAAGACAUUACGAAAUCCCAGAACGAGAACGAUAAUGAGAACAUCGAUGUUGUCGACGACAAGAGUACCCGCAGAUUCGAUAAUUCCGUCGUCAAACCGCCGGUGGACUUUGAACCGGUGGUGAUGAACCCUGAGGCAGCCGUUAAGAGUACGAUUACUCAAUACAAGGAGUGCAUGAGGAACCACGCGGCCUCCAUGGGCGGCCACGCAAAAGAUGGAUGCGGCGAGUUCAUGCCACGCGGCGACGGAGACCCACGCCAGUCGCUUACCUGUGCUGCCUGCGGUUGCCAUCGAAACUUCCACCGGAGGGAGGUGCUCGGAAACUAUCACAGAUUGCACUCUGCUCUCCAUCCCAUGUUGUUGUACAAUGCGAGCCCCACCAUGUCGCGUCCUCAUCAUCGUCAUCAUGAAGGCGGUGAUCGACGUUCGGAGACGCCGGAGGGAGUGGGGCCCACUGGUGUUUUGAUCAGGAGUGGCAGUGCCAAGAGGUUCAGGACCAAGUUCACGCAGGAGCAGAAGGAUAGGAUGCUGGAGUUUGCGGAGAGGAUCGGAUGGAGGAUUCAGAGGCACGACGACGUUGCGCUCAACCAGUUCUGCUCGGAGGUCGGCGUCAAGCGCAACGUGCUCAAAGUGUGGAUGCACAACAACAAGAAUGCUCAUCGCCGUAGAGAAUCCUCUCACCAAUCACCCCCGUCACCUCCUCCUCCGCCACAACCUGUUGGAAUCUAAUUGCACCCAGACAGGAAGAAAUAAUAAUCAAACGGGAGCAUUACAUAGGCACCGACGACGAAGGCAAAUUAUCACGCAUUAGAUACAAUGGCUGUGAAAGUGCACGUAAGAAUUAUGAUGAGAGCUCUGAAUUAAGAGAGAUGGACAACGAUACAUGAUGAUGAUGAUGCCAAUCCUAGAGUCGUUAAACUUCAUAGACUUUCCAUGUUCAGAGAUUUUCUUUCCUUUGCACCUUCGGUAGUAAGAAAGCUAACCCUCGUUUUUAACCAGCAUGUUGGUUGGAAGGAAACCAUCAAAGCAUGCCAGGAGAAGAAUGCCCGGAAGGACGGAACACAACAAAGUUUGAAAAUUGCGGGAUUUUCCUCACUAAAAAGCAUUUUUGUCAGAGACGUAAUGAAUAUUACGUAUAUUUGGUCAUCAAUCUAAACGAAACAUGGAGUACUGCCGAGUGCGCACUUGGCAUAUAAUUGACUUUGUUGACCAUGGUUUUCCUAGCUUGGUUAACUUGGCAUAUAAUUGACUUUGUUGACCAUGGUUUUCCUAGCUUGGUUAACUUGGCAUACCCUUCUCGAGCUUUAAGCUAGCUAGCUAGCUAGGGACUAUACAUUAUUCAAGAAUGUAAUUAAGCGACAGUUUUAUACGUUUACCCUAAUUAUUCAAGGCCAUAAUAAUUUGUUCAUGGUGAUCAAA
Carya illinoinensis is the source of this 1619-nucleotide messenger RNA. RefSeq names its product zinc-finger homeodomain protein 2-like. Lineage: Eukaryota; Viridiplantae; Streptophyta; Magnoliopsida; Fagales; Juglandaceae. Gene Ontology annotation, cellular component: nucleus. The coding region runs from base 177 to 929 and encodes 250 amino acids. The transcript is spliced from 2 exons. Gene Ontology annotation, biological process: regulation of DNA-templated transcription; regulation of developmental process. The record is from RefSeq and is a predicted model, not a curated record. Gene Ontology annotation, molecular function: transcription cis-regulatory region binding; DNA-binding transcription factor activity.